AUGACAGAGACCAACUAUACAAUGGAGCAGAUUGCUAAUCAGUCAUCUAUCGAGAAGGUUGUCAUCCCACCAUUCCCCGUGAUCGACAGAGACCCUUCACACUCGCUCACAACGAGCAGCUUCAGAGCCUCAGACUAUCUCAGAGCUAUCACUAUCCCAACUGCACUGACCACCGCUUACUACUUUGCUACAUACCGUCACAAGCCAACUACAGCAGUGUGGGCAGCAAUCGCCUUCCCACUUUCAUACCUGAGCCAAUACGAUAUUGUACAACAGAGACUCAGAGGAUACAGAAUGAACAAGGUCGAGUGCGCAAAGCACAACAUCGAGUACAAGUACACUGUGGACUUGCAUCAUUAG
Messenger RNA from Acytostelium subglobosum LB1, 360 nucleotides. RefSeq lists its product as hypothetical. Lineage: Eukaryota; Evosea; Eumycetozoa; Acytosteliales; Acytosteliaceae. The transcript is spliced from 2 exons. The coding region runs from base 1 to 360 and encodes 119 amino acids. The record is from RefSeq and is a predicted model, not a curated record.